Molecule: messenger RNA, 4203 nt
Organism: Pygocentrus nattereri (red-bellied piranha)
Lineage: Eukaryota; Metazoa; Chordata; Actinopteri; Characiformes; Serrasalmidae
Gene: arhgap27
Product: Rho GTPase activating protein 27
Exons: 19
Coding region: 174-3254 (1026 amino acids)
Biological process (GO): regulation of GTPase activity; signal transduction
Cellular component (GO): cytoplasm
Molecular function (GO): protein binding
Source: RefSeq, a predicted model, not a curated record
GCUCUGUAAGAACUAUGAGGGAAAAAGUUGGGGGAGGGAGAUUGAAGAGAUGAAAACACCUGUUCCUGCGGUGCUGUGGGGGGGAACAAAUGAGAAGUUUGUACUGCUGUCUCGCUCGUCGGAGCUCCAGCCAUGAUGUCACCUUGACCUGGUAAAACGGAGAGCUGGGAACAAUGUCGGCCCCCCAGGUCGUGGUGGUGAACUUCCAGUAUGAGUACACAGAUCGUGAUGGCAAUCAGGUUUCCAUCAAACCCAACGAGCGCUACAUGCUGGUGGCCAAGACCAACUACCACUGGUGGCAUGUGCGCAAAGAUGAGACCACCAAACCUUUCUUUGUCCCAGCCAAGUAUGUGACAGAGUUGCCUCCUGAGAACAACUGGGCACUCCCUGAGCCUCCAGAAGAGGAAGAUAAGCUGGGUCCUCCAAAGCCUUUCUCUGAAACAGAGCCUGCUGAUUCGAAGAAGACUUUGGAGGUUACCAUUAGAGACCCCACGACCAUCAAGAAAGACUCAGAGAAGGAUGGACACAGGAUCUCAACUUUUAUCAUCCCCCAAGAUCUUUAUGACUUUAGGUUAGGUGAGCCAGAGGCACCAGACCCUAAAGCUGAGCCGGAACCUGAACCUUGUGACUCAUACAAGGAUAUAACGCAGGCGGACGUAACCCAUGGAGGAACACCAACCUCUCUUCCACUUGAUGAGGAUGAAAGCCCGUAUGCCAUCUCUCCACCGCACUUUUCUACCACCAGUUCACAGGGCAAAGAAGCAGAACCCAGCUCAGCUGGCAGCAAGACCCAGUCACCUAAGAGCCCUCUGCUGGAACUAAAAGAAGAUAUUCACAUGCUUAAAAGGGCCGGUUGGGAUCUGAAAAUAUGGGACAAUAUGUAUGAGUCAAUAGAUGAUCAGGAAGUGGUGAAGGAAACUAAAGACAUUGAGGCAGAACUGACACCAGGCUCUCCUGUUUCUCCUUCAACUCCUUUCACUACAAAAGAGCAGACUCCUGGAUCUCCUCCUGACAAGCCAGAUUCACUCCCAAACAAGGAGGAGGAUGACAACCUGUCGGCCGUGUACGUGAACGUCCCCAGGACACGGCGGAGCAUCUCCGACUUACCCAUCUCCUCCGCUUCGGCGCUCUCCUCCUCCUGGGGCGUCCCGGACACUCCAGACUUUCCUCCUGACCUCCCCGACGCUCUUCGCCUGGGCUCCGAGGGAUGGGAGAUCCACACUGACCAGGACAGUGGUCAGCAGUACUAUUACCAGCCCAGCACAGGCCGUAGCACCUGGGACUACCCACUCAGCCCCUUAAUGGAAUCUGACGUGGGGACGGAGGAUCCUCUUAUCUCACCCUCCCAGUCUCCAGCCUGUUCGCCCCCAGGCCCCUCCCCGCCAAGAUGGAGCUCGGACUGGGAGAGGGUGCUGGACGAGAGCAGCGGCAGACACUACUACUUCAACCCCGUCUCCGGAGAGAGCUCCUGGGACCUGCCGGACGAGCUGCGGGACAGUGGUCCGCCUCCGCUCCCUGAGGAAGACUAUCCUGCUGAAGAUUUCAUCCCAGUGUCUCCAGACCAGGAGGAUGUCGCAUCUUUCCCCUUUCCCCUCACAUCAGAGUACUCUGUCGCUCACAUGAAAAAACCAGCCAUUCCCAGAGCAUGCCUGGACCGCAGUACCCCAGCAGGCUGGACCCUCAACAUAGACCCUGACGGAGCCUGGGUGUUCACCAGUGAACACACUCAGGAGCAGUGGAUCAAGUCUCUGGACGAUCAGGGACAGACGUACUACUACCUGAGAGAUGGCUCCAGAUCCCAGUGGACCUUACCUGAGCUCUCUGCCGGUCUGGGUCAGUGUAGAGUGGGGAAUGGAGGGAUGAUGAAUCAGGAUGGCGUGAUGAGGAGCUGGAGGAACAGCACAGGAUCUCAGGAUGAGAAGCUCCCUCUAAGCCAUCGCCGGAAUGCUUCGGACAGUGAUGCGUCCAGCUCCCCUGAAAUGCCCCAUAACACUUCGCCUCUGAAAGCUGGUGUGACUGAGCCCGAGAAGAACCUGCCCAAUCAAAGCUCAGCAGCUCAGCAACAGAGAGUGUCCAAUUUGGAGAAAGCUGGGAUCCUCAACAGGACCAAGAUCUGUGAGAAUGGGAAGAAAGUGAGAAAGAACUGGGCUCUAUCAUGGACCGUUCUUCACGGGGGGAUUCUAACAUUCCACAAGGACCCAAAGUCCACCCCAGCAGGAGCAGCGGGCAAGACCAGUCAGUUCGUCCCUGAAUUCACUGUGGAUUUGAAAGGAGCGAAUAUCAGCUGGGCGCCGAAGGAAAAGUCUAGCAAGAAGAAUGUGCUGGAGCUGAAAAGUCGGGCCGGCGCUGAGUUCCUGCUUCAGUAUGACACUGAAAGCAUCAUCACUGACUGGCACAAAGUCAUCACAGACACCAUCAGACAGCUGGACCUAGAGCAACACCACUCAGAUGAUGAAGAGGAGAUCAGUGAGAAGUCCUCCAGCACAGACAAAGAAGACAGAUCAGCCGGCUCCAUAGAUAAGAGAAGAAUGAGUAAUGCAGGCAGACAGCUAUCGUCUAAUUCCACCUCUGAAGCCGACCAGAAGAAGGUGCGCAACAAACUGCGCAAGUUUCUCCUCAAGAGGCCGACUUUACAGUCCGUCAAGGAGAAGGGCUACAUCAGAGAAAACGUGUUUGGCUGUCACCUCCACAAUCUGUGCGCCCAGGAGAAAACGACAGUACCCAGUUUUGUGGAGAAGUGCAUCCGGACGGUUGAGAAAAGAGGUUUGGGGAUCGAUGGAAUCUACAGAGUCAGUGGGAACUUGGCUGUUAUUCAGAAACUGCGCUUCAAGGCUGAUCAUGCGGAGGAUCUAAACCUGGAGGAGGGAAACUGGGACAUUCACGUCAUCACAGGAGCGCUGAAGCUGUUCUUCAGAGAACUGCAGGAGCCUCUGUUUCCUUACAGUCACUUCAACAGAUUUGUGCAAGGCAUCAAAAUCCCAGACUACCACAGUAGAGUGUCCUAUAUGAGUGAUCUGGUGAAGUCUUUACCGCCACCCAAUCAGGACACUAUGGAAGCGCUGUUCAGCCAUUUAAGGAAAGUCAUCGAGCAUGGAGAAGAGAACAGGAUGACCGUUCAGAACGUGGCCAUCGUCUUCGGCCCAACGUUGCUCAAGCCUGAAGUGGAGUCGCCGAACAUAACCAUGUACAUGGUCUUCCAGAACCAGAUCAUUGAGUUCAUCCUCAAUGAAUUUGAGACCAUCUUCCACAUGUGAACGCCUGAAUCUGUAGGUCAAAAGAUCCACGGUCGUGUCAAAUGACUCGAAAAGCAAGUGAUAUCUUCUCCAGGUUUAAACUGAUCUUUUCCUGCUAGUCUUAGACAAGCUUACCAGAUAUGCUAAUGUCGCUAAUGAAGAGUGGAAGCUAGUACAGCCGAGUUAGCACUAUGCAAACGCUAUCUUGCUAACUUGCCUCUUGCAGGCUUUCAUUUGCUGUUAGCUACGUUAGCAUUUUAUGGGUAAAGUAUUCCUUUAUCCAUGUUAAGAAAGCACAAUGCCUCUCACUGAAGAUGGCUUGGAUAUUGGCUGUGAGAUGCUGGCAGAAGAACUUUGCUUCGAUAAAAAUCUAGCUCUCAUCAUUAGAUAUGAAACAUUAGAAGAGGAUGCGGAGAGAUGUAAAUAGAAGAUAGAAUAUUAAUAUAAAUAGUCAACUGGAAGAUGUAGUUGAUGUUUCUGUUACUGAUACUCAGGCUGUUGUCAGAUAUGGUCCGCUCUUUUUUGCCCAGCAGUUUGAGUCUAGUUCAUAAAUAUGGGGAAGGAAAGUGCAGAAGUGUGCCAUCUGCUGGUUGUGUGCAAAGCCUUUUUAAUCACCGUUCAUUUCUCCAUAAGGAAAGUUUUAAUGGCAGAUGAGAAAUCUUUUUGUGAACUUUUGUGAAACAAUACGUUUUUGACCUGAAAAGCACAAUGCAAUACAAUAGCAAUGUAAUCUUUUGCUAAGCCAUAUUACAGUAAAGAUAGAAACUAAACUACAAAAUUCAUAAGUCGGUGCUGGCGCCGCUUCACAGGAUGUGUGGUGUGGAUCUCAUGUGCCAUCUGAACAUAUUACCCCAGAAGAAUCAGCCAAGACAUGCUUUGUGUCCAAAUUUUGCUUAGUGCUGGCGCUACAAGGCAAAUGUUGCUAAAAGAAGACUUGACUAGAAGUCAAUAGUCACCCAAAUCUUUUCUA